Messenger RNA from Fonsecaea erecta, 222 nucleotides. RefSeq lists its product as hypothetical. The transcript is spliced from 2 exons. Lineage: Eukaryota; Fungi; Ascomycota; Eurotiomycetes; Chaetothyriales; Herpotrichiellaceae. Bases 1 to 222 code for a protein of 73 amino acids. The record is from RefSeq and is a predicted model, not a curated record.
AUGAACUCCCUCCGAUCAGCGGGCAACUGGAUCUCCAACAAGGUCCAGGGCGGCGCCCACUCUGCCAGCAAGGAGACCAACAAGCAGAUUGCCAAAGACCCCAAUGUCCGAACCUCCACUCGCGUGCGAGCCGCGGGCAACGCCAUGAAGGACAAGGUCCACGAGACGAACCACAACCGCCAGGCAGAUGUGAAUAGGCAUGCGGCCAAGCAUAACUACUGA